Molecule: messenger RNA, 9525 nt
Organism: Melanotaenia boesemani (Boeseman's rainbowfish)
Lineage: Eukaryota; Metazoa; Chordata; Actinopteri; Atheriniformes; Melanotaeniidae
Product: nesprin-1-like
Exons: 41
Coding region: 1-9525 (3174 amino acids)
Molecular function (GO): protein binding
Source: RefSeq, a predicted model, not a curated record
AUGACAGGCCUGCUCCAGAUGGAGUAUCAGACCCUACUGAAGGCAGCCAGGGAUAGGCUGCGAUGCUGCCAGGAGAGCCAGGCCUUUGGAGACACCCUCCAGGGAGUUUGGGUCUGGCUGGAGGAGAUCCAGGAGCGACUGGGUACUGUAGAUAGCACAAUGGGGACCAAGGAGCAGUUAGAGCAGCGGCUGGAGACUGUGCAGGACAUCCUGCUUUUGAAGGGAGAAGGGGAGGUCAAACUGAAUAUGGCAAUGGGUAAAGGCGAACUGGCUCUGCGUAGUUAUGGAGCUGCUGGACAGGAAGUGGUCCGCUCUCAGCUACAGGAAGUGGAAGAUGCAUGGGCCACACUACUUGUCACUGCUAUGAGCUGCCACAGCCGACUAGAGUGGACUGUGUCCCAGUGGGGAGGAUACCUUGAGACUGCUGCCCAGCUGCAGGGCUGGAUGGAUACUGUCAAGCGGGAGGUAUGUGCCCCUCUUACACCUCAGCCAGGACCCAGAGAGAAAGCUUCCCAUCUAGAAAGACUUAGAGCCCUGCUGGCUGACCUGGAAGACCACCAGAUGGCACUCUCCAGCCUGGAAGAAAAAGCCAGAGAACUGUUCAAGAAGACGGGGGAUGCCAGCUUUAACCAUGGUGCUCGAACGCAGCUGCAGGUGCAGUUUGAUGGCCUCACAACUUUGGUAGAGGAGAGAGUACGUCUGGCCCAGGCAGUGGUGUUGGAGCACCAGGACUAUCUGGAGUCUGUUCGGGAGCUCACUGAUUGGCUGAUGACUACAGGGGAGGAACUGCAGCACUGGUCUGAUACAUCAGGAGACUCUAUUUCCAUUAAAAAGAAACUGUCAAAUGUGAGGGAGCGUGUGGAGUGUCGACUCCUGGAGGGCCGAGACCGCCUCAGCCGGGUGCGUCGCAGCGCAGCGGCCACAGCGGAGCACACGGCGGCAGGUGGCUGUGAGGCUAUGGAUCGACAGCUGGGGGCGCUGUCACAUGCUCUGGAGCAGUGGGAGGGGGCCGCCCUAAGGGCCAGGGAUGGACUGGAGGGGGCCCUUGCUGCUGCUGCAGCUUCAGAAGAGGAAUACGACCGUUUGACUGCCCGUCUAGAGGACGAGUUAAAGGAGUUUGACAGGUGUCUGAGGAGGUGGAGCCAGGAGUUGAUUAAAGCUGAAGGUCGGAGUAACGGCGAGGAAGCGGUGGAGGGAUGGCAACUGGCUAAGGAGAUCCUGGAGAGCUUGCAGAGCGCUGAGCCGAUGGCAGAGAAGUUGAAAAGCCAGCUGAAUGAACUGGUGCGAUACUCCAGAGACCUGGGCUCGCAAUCAGACCGGGUCACUGCGCUUAUCAAACACCACAACAGUCUUAGCCUUCGUGCAUCCAGGGAGUGUCAAAACAAGGAGCGUUUAUUGGAGCAGAGGUUCCGUGCAGCCCUGAGAGACUUCCAACAGUGGCUGGUCAAUGCCAAAAUCAGCACAGCCAAAUGCUUUGAUGUGCCGCAGACUGUCACAGAGGCCUCCAUCGCUUUGCAGAGAAUCCAAGAGUUCUUGAGUGACAGGGAGAAUGGCCAGGCCAGACUGAGUACAGUAGGAGCCAGUGGGGAGCUGCUGAUGGCCGUAGUGUCCAAGGAUAGAGUGGAGGGAAUCAAGGCCAAGGUGGUAAACACCAGAGAGGACUGGAAGAGCCUGAUGAAUAACUUGCAAAUGAGAGAAGAUGCACUCAAGAAUCUGCAGUCCCAGAUGACAGAGUUUGAGGCCAGCGCUGAGCCUCUGCAGGACUGGCUCAACAGCACAGAGGUCAGAGUUCAAGAGAGCAGUGCUCGGCUUCACGACCUUCCAGCCAAGAAGCAGGAGCUCAGCAAACUACAGUGUGUACUGGAGGAGAUGGCCGGUCGGGAGGUAGAGCUGAGCAGGCUGAGGGAAAGAGCUCAUCAUCUCUGGGAGGGACAAGCAGCCGGAAAGGGCUUCGUCCACCGAGUCUCUCAGCUGUCAGCACAGUAUCUAGCCCUCAGCAACUUAACCAAGGACAAAGCCUCCAGGAUUGAGCGCAUCGUAGGGGAACAUCGACUUUUCUCUCAGGGACUUAAAGAGCUUCAGGACUGGGUGUGUGAAGCACAGAGGAUCAUCAAGACCUGCACCUCCACCACUGCAGACAAGGGCGUGUUAGAAGACCGCAUGUUACAGCUGGAAGCUUUACUGGCUGCCCGUCAGGAGCGGGAGAUCCAGCUAAAAAUGCUGCUAACACGAGGAGAAGCAGUCCAGAGGAAUACUUCGGCUGAGGGGGUCCCAGUGAUCCGUAAACAGAUUCAAGACCUCAAGGACUCAUGGGACUCAUUGCUUUCUGCCUCCAUUAAGUGUAAAAGUCAGCUGGAAGGCGCCCUGUCGCAGUGGACCAGCUAUCAGGAGGAUGUGGGACAGUUUGUGCAGUGGAUGGACCGGGUUGAAGAAACACUCAGCUGCUCAGACAGACAGUACUCUGAGAUGAGAGACAAGACUGCAAACCUGGGGAAGACAAAGCUUCUUUAUGAAGAAGUGUUGAGCCACAGCAGUCCUCUGGAGACUAUUGCCACUAAAGGUUCCAACAUGGCUGAACACUACACAACUCAGCAGGAAGUGCAGCAGCUGCAGUGCAGAUACAACACCCUCAAAGAAAAAGCCAAGAAUGCAGUUAGUAAGGCGAAGGAGCUGGUAUUAGUCCAUCAGGACUAUCAAAGGGGGUUACAUGUGUUUGAAGACUGGUUGGAGCAGGAACAGGCCUCUCUGGCAUUGUUGUCUCAUCCAGAGGGAAAUGUGGAUACACUUGAGAAAACACUGCAGCAGCUGCAGAGCCUGCAGGAACACUGUUCAAAUGGUCAAUCGUUGCUCGCUUCAGUGCUAACCAGCAGAGAAAGAGUAAUCCCUUGGGGUAUACCUCAGAUCGAGGAUCGAGCCCUGGAUACUGCUCAGCGAGAGUGGGCGGCCCACCAGAGCCGCCUGGAGGAGACCCAGGCUCAGCUGCGCUCCACGUUGACCCGGCUGAGGCAGAUGGGUCACAAGUUCCUGAGCCUGGCUCAGUGGUUGGAGGAUAUGGAGAAGGUGGCUAACAUCAGAAGUAAUCGACGGUCAGACAGAACCACCAAGCAGACUCAGCUUAAGAAACUCCAGGGGGACCUUGAGGCAGUCCUCACUCGGCAGGGAGAAGUGGAUGGCCUCUCGUCUCUGGCCCAGCAGGUUUUGGAGGAAACCUAUAUCAGCAGUCGUGUCAGUGUUACUGCCACCCAGCUGACUGCUCGCUACCAUUCCCUGCUGCUCAACAUACAGGACACUGUUAAGCAGCUGCAAGAGGAGCUAAAGAGCAUUGACGAAGCAGAAAACCUUUGCACAUCCUUCACUGAGUGGCUAACCUCAACUCAGAAAAGCUUCACAACAUUAACUGACCAUUCUGAAUCUCUGGAUCGGGUCGCCAUGGAGAGGAAGAUGAAGAAACUAGAGGUAUUGAUCCAUCAGUUUGCAUCUGUGCUUUAUUUCUUGAUGUGGUUAGAUGGCAAAGUAUUUAAAUGUAAUGUUAGGUUGAACUUAGAGUAUAGGGGCCAAUAUUCAAGUCAGCAAAAUAUUUUCAUCAUACUGCCUUGUGCCAUACAGGUUUCUAUGUCUCUGCAGUCUGAGCUCCAGCAUGGUCACAGUUUCCUGAAGUCUCUGAGGGAGCGUGCAGAGCAAGCAGCAGGCUUCCUGAAUGAGGCUGCAGCCGAAAGCUUAGGAGCAGAGGUAGAGUCACGUCUCUCCCAGCUGGAGGAGCUUGCUGGGGGACUUAGACAAGAGCGCAGCUUCCUGGAGCGUGCAUUACUGCUUGCGAAGGAGUUCCAGGACCGGUACAAGGCCCAGGCUCAAUGGCUUGUAGAAACCAGGGCUUUGCUCAGCACUCCAGUGGAGCCCAAGGCUGAACUCUACCAGCGCAGAGCACAGUUGGCUAAGUACAAGGCUCUUUUACAGAUGGUUCAGUCCCAUGAUGGAUCUAUCAGGUCAGUGAUGGAGAAGGGAGAUGCUCUGCUGGCUUCUGUCCACUACCCGUCCAUUAGAGACAAAAUGCACAAACUGCAAAAGGACUACACUGGACUCUGUAAUGCUGCAAUGGCUCAUGUGGAGAAUCUGGAAGGCUUGGUGAAGGAACAGGAAGCGUACCACAAUGAACUCCAGGAAGUGGAACGCUGGCUGUUGCAGAUGUCCAGCAGGAUGGUGACUCCUGAUCCAAGUGUGAGUGGCAGCCUGGAGGCAGCAACUCAACAGCUGGCCAGGCACAAGGCGAUCAUGGAGGAAAUUGCAGGCUUUGAGGACCGCUUGGCAGGCCUGAAAGUGCGAGGAGACCACCUGGUACAAGGCUGUAGUGAGCGUGUCCAGAGCAGGCUGAGACAGCAGGUCCAGGCUCACCAGCAAGGCACCAGAGACAGCUACUCCGCCAUCUGUAGCACAGCGCAGAGAGUAAAGCAGGAGCGAGCCCUCCAGGAACAGGCCAGCACUUACCUCCAGCUUGUCUGUUCAGCAUGUGACCUGUCAGAGUUGAGGGUCAGGGAGACUGCAGCAGCUAUCCAGCAAGUCAAACUACAGAUUGAGGAGCGCAUGAUUCUAUGUGAAGAGGUAUCUGACAGCUGGAGGGAUAUUGAGGAGCAGAAGGCAGAUCUGGAAACCCAGUUUAGAGAGACAGAACAACAGCUUCAGAACCUGAUCAGAAGACCUGCAGAGCUGGAACCCAAGAUUGCACAGAACCUGCUGGACAAGGCACAGGAGUUCCUUCAGCAGAUUAGGGAGAGACAAUCUGAGGCAAGUCAUUUGACUGAAGCCAUCAGCAGGUUGACGAAUGGACAGGUCUGUCCUGCCCUGGAUGAGAUAAGGAGGCAGAAAAGAGCCUGGAUGGACCUGGGCCAGCGGGCUGAAGAGCUGGAAGCCCAGCGAGGGGAAGACAUGCAGCGAAGUGGAGAAUACCAGGAGAGUGUGGUCGCUGUGGAAGAACUUUUCCAUCAAGUAUCCAGGGAAUGGGACUACCUAGCCAGGGCUGACACAGAGAGUACAAGUGAGCACCUAGAGGCUUUGAGGAAGCUUGCCAGCGAUCUGGAAGAGCAGCGAGAAACUCUGGAAGACCUUAGGGACCAGAGACAAGCUAUCCUGCCUCGACUUAGCCUGCUCGACAAGGAGCUGGUCAAACAACAGGUGGGUCACCUGGAGCAGCGCUGGGCCCAGCUAGAGUCCCUCAUUCUGCAGAAGAUUCAGGAUUCGGCUCAGACACUGGAGGAUCUUGCUCGGGUGGGAACCCAGCUGAGAGAUGCCAGAGAGUGGGUAGAGGAACAGCGACCUGCACUCACCUCUGCACUAAAAACCAGCCCACCACCUGAUCUGGCCCAAAGUUUCCUCUUUGACCACCUGAGCAUAUGUGUAGAACUGGAGGCCCGCCAACAGCUGCUUGGUCAGGCAGUAAGCGAAGCUCAGGCUGUGGCCUCCAGGCUAGGGCUGAGUGAGAAGAGAUGUUUACAGGAGCUUGUCGAACAAGCCCAGAUGGAGGUGGAAGCACUUGGGGCCCGUGUUGCCCAAAGGAGGAAGUACCUCAGUAAGGCAUUUACAGAGCGAGCACAGUUCCUCCAAGGCCUGGGGAGAGCUUUGUCAUGGGUGCAGCAGCAGGAGAGGAAGGCUUUGAUAGAUGACCACAUUGCACUCCUUCCAGAGGAUCUGGCCAAACAGGUUGUUGCAUGUCGGGGUGUCCAAAGCAGCUUACGAGCUUACCAGAGGGAACUGGCAUCCCUCUGGGUACAAGGCCGAGAACUGGAGAAAGAUGCCACCGACAAGGAGAGAGCAGAAACGCUGGCUAAACUUGAGGAGCUACAGGCCACCUUCGAGACUGCCCUUCAAAGGACCACCCAGCGUCUCACAGGCUUAGAGAAAGCCUUAACCUCCAGGAAAUACUUCCAGGUUGACCUGGACAAGACCUGCCACUGGUUAAGACGAGCAGAUGCCAUAACAUUUCCUGAAAUUGAUUUCAACAGUGUUGAUGAGAGCUCAUAUCUGCAAACACAACUGUUCAACUUUCAGAGUGUCUUAGAACAAGCUUCAGAGUAUGAAAACCUCCUUCUUAUUGUCCAAAGAAUAGGCCAGGAGAUCCUCCCUACUCUGAAUGAGAUUGACCAUUGCUACCUAGAUGAGCGCCUCAAUGCCCUGCCUCAGCAGUACAACGCCAUCCUAGCUCUAGCCAAAGAGAAAAAAGACAGAGUCCAACAGAUAAUCUUGGAGAGAAAAGAGUUUAGCACUUUCUUUGAUAUUACUCAUAAUGCACUGGAGGAGCUUCAGGAGCAGUUUGACAAUCUGGAGAAGCAGACUAUCAAUAUUAGAGAGGAUGAAGUUGUUAGUUUAAUCAAUGAGUACAGAUGUUGUGAUAAAUGUUUAGUCCAUAUCAGCCCUGCCGUUGGAGAACUUCAUGGAAAAAGUGAGGGAUUUCUCAGCCGGGGUCAGCAAUACAGAGCUGAGGAGACUCAGCAGCUGGUCACUCUCCACAAAACACUGAAGAGGAGAAUUGAUCUGAAGAUUAAACAACUAAACGACUGCUUGAAGAUAGUAAUAGAACAUAACAGGGUGUUAUCAGGAUUAGAUGCACAGUUUAUGUCUGUAAAAGAAGAGCUGCUCAGACUAAAAUCAAUCAAAGAAGUAAGUGCUUUAGAUAGAAUCACAAGUCUGUAUUCACUGCUGGAAAGUCUGGGUGGACUUUUCUCUCAGGUUGAAAUAUGUGAUCAGCAGACUAAAAAACUGGAUCUGAAGUUUGAUGCUGCUGCUGUUCAGGAAACUGCACAGCACCUUGAUUUGUUGCAAUCUCUACAGUGUGAUGUUAAGCAUUUUGUGGAAGAAAGUGAAACGGCAGUCAUAAAGGAUGAGGAUUUUGCAAGAAAGGCUGAGAGAAUGUCAGACUGGUUGAAAAUCAUUAAGGACAAGCUGAAGGAGCCUUUGACCUUUUCAGAAGUGAAAACUGAGAGGAUCUACGAGGAAGUGCAGAAACUGAAAGUUAUGGAGGAAGAAGUGAAAAGUGUAAAAAAACUGGUUGAUGUAAUAGGUGUCAGAGAAAAGCAAAAGCAUGAAAGUAGCAAGGAACCUGUUCCAGCCCACAAAGAAGAAAAACUACAAGAGCUGGAAAAGCUGGGAGCUGAAGUUCAACACGAAAUUAGUGCCAAACAGUCCAUGCAAAAAUGGCUGGACUCUGCUGCUGCUUUGCUCCAUCGGGCCACCUCAGGGGUGGAGCUUGACAACUACACAGACUGUAUGCAAGACCUGGAAGAAACUUUAGUCCAGGAGGAUAACUUUGCAGCUGCUUUAGAGGAACUGAAGACUUUGGAUCCCCUGUUGGUUGAUUUUGUGGAGGCAGGUGUGAUGAGUGGGCUCAGAGAAAAAGCUCAGGCAAUGCAGCUGAAGAAGACGAAGGUCAAACAGCAAGUCGAUGCUUACAGAGAAGUGCUGCAGAGGUGUGGCGCUCUAUGGAGCUCCUUUCAACAUGAGAGAGAGACGCUGGUUGAACAGCUGAAUGACUCAGAGAGCAAGAUGGCCGUGUUUACCACAGCUAAAGCCGUCAGCAUCCACGAAGCAGAGGAGAAGUGUAAAAGACACAAGUCUCUGGUGGCUCACAUUGACAUGCUAGAGUUGCCUCUAAAUGCUUUGAAAGAAAACUCAACAGACUUGGAGCAAAUCACCUCUGAAUCUGGCAAAGCUGUCACCAGUCACGUUGUGUCGUCACUAUGGCAACGGUGGACAAGGCUUCGCAGUGUGGCUCAAGCCCAGGAGAGGGCACUGGAGGACACUGCGAGAGAGUGGAGGAACUUUAUUGAGAAGAUGGAGAAGGUGCGCUCUGUGUCGAAAGACCUCCACAGUCGUGUCCCAGACAGCACGGUUGAGAAGGCAGCCACCCGGGCGGCACUUCAGAGCCUCCUGGAGUACCACGACUCCUUCAACCAGGAGGUGGAAAGGGAGCAGUCCAUAUUAGCUCUCCUGGGGCAGCAAAGUCGUAGUCUUAGAGGAGAGGACGAGAGGGAUGAGGUCAUGGAGAAAAAGACAGAGAAUGGACACGAGGAGAACCGAUAUCUGCAAGAGAUCAGAAACAUGCAGGAGCAAUAUGACAGUGUGUUGUUGCAGGUGCGGACCAGCAGGUCUCAGGUACAUCAGGAGCUGAGGGAAAGAGAGGAAGUUGAGAAGGAGCUGGGCUUAGUCAAAGGCUGGAUCCAGGACACCCGAGGCUUAUUGUUGAGUCCCACUGCAGACCUAGAUUCACUGUUGCAAGAGCUAGAGACUGCACAUGGCGAGGUCAUCAGCAGGCGCCAGAGUGUGGAACGCAUGACGGAGCUGCAGCAGUCCAAGUAUCAAGAUCUUCAAGCUGGUCUGCCCUCUGAGCUCAGCAUGCAGCUGGCUGAGGUGGCAUUGGCUUUGGGCUCAGCUGAAGAUCAGGUGCAGGCAAGGGAAAGGGAAGUCCAGCAGACAAGAGAUGUGAAAGAGGACUUCAGCUCCAGACUUCAGGACAUCGAGACAAAGCUUAAGACCAUAGCUAUAAAAUUGGAAGACAAGGGUUUCGACCUGGAGGAGGCCAAAGAAGAGACCAAAGCUCUUUGUGAAGAGUGUGAAUCCUGUGGUUGCUCUCUGGCAGAGUUAGGAGUAGCCGUGCAAGAGUUUGGAGAGCAAAACCCACUGCUUUGCAAGCAACUAGGUGAUGCUGUGGCCAAACUGACGGAGGUGCAGCGCCACACAGUGCAGCAGGCCCAGGACAGAGCGGAGAGGCAGGUAGAGGUCUAUCAGAGCAUGAAGACUUUCAUUUUGGGCUGGAUAGAAAAAGCUGAAGCUCUGAUCACUGGUAAUAUCAUCUGGAGCUCUGCGUCCCAGCUGCAGGAGCAAAUUCGAGCACACCAGGCGCUGCUACGGGAGUGUCGAGGUCUCCAUGGUGAUUUGGAGGCCAUGGGGGAGAGGGAGGGGCAGCUGGCGGAUGUGUUGCAGACGGAAGGAUGGAGCCAGCAGGUAAAACACCUUAGCAGAUGCACAGAAGAGCUGCAGCAGUCCGCUAAGACCCGCCUCCAGAGUCUGCAGGAUGCAGCUAAAGACAUGCUGCGUCUGGAGGCUGAGGUAAAGAGCCUUCAUGCUGCUGUAGAUCAAAUCCAGGUCACACUUGCUUCCCCUGAUCUCAACAAGCUCAGCCUCAGGGAGCAGCUCACACAGAGACAGCGUCUCUUGGUGGAAAUGGAGGGCUUUAAACAGCAAGUGGCUGCAGUGCAGCAGUGUCAGAGCGCCCUCCGGCUACCAGAGGAGGUAGUGGCCAGUCUGCCAAUCUGCCGCACAGCUCAGACUCUGCAGCAAGAGGCCAGCCAGCUGCAGCACACCACCAUCCAGCAGUGCAACAUCCUGCAGGAGGCCGUGGUACAGUAUGAGCAGUACGAACAGGAAGUGAAGAACCUGCAAAGAUUAAUAGAAGAUGCUCACCGCAUCAUUCAGGACCGGCCCGUCUCCACCAAUAACAUACAGGAACUUCAGGCUCAGAUACACCACCAUGAGGUAUGA